GCAGCGAGACACACACAGAACCGAGCUCCCACUUCGCUCCCCGCCUCCCCUCCCCGACAGCAGCGGCGGGGCUGGCCGGGCCCUGGAACGCACGUAGCCCCCUCCCCUGCCGCCGCCGCUCGCAUCCCGAGGCGCCAGCGACGGGCGCUUGCUCCAGGGCUGUCCCUGCUGCCCGCCUCCUCCUCCCGCACUCCCAGCCCUGGUUGCCGGCUGCUGCAGCCGCACCGCCCCAGGUCGCCGCUGCUCCCGCGUGUCCCUCCCCGGCCUCUGGAUAGAGGCGCAGGCAGCUCCCCCAAGCAGCACCCGGAGCGCUGCUCUCCUCCUGGCAGGAACAUGGCAGAUAAUCUAAGUGACGCCUUGAAGAAGCUGAAGAUAACAGCCAUUGAGAGCACAGCAGAUAGCUUGGAAGGAUGCUUGGAUUGCUUGCUGCAAGCCCUGGCUCAAAACAAUACCGAGACAAGCGAAAAAAUCCAAAAAAGUGGGAUUCUUCAGGUGUUUGCAAGUCUGUUGACUCCACAGUCUUCCUGCACGGCAAAAGUAGCUAACAUCAUAGCAGAAGUAGCCAAAAAUGAAUUUAUGCGGAACUCGUGUGUGGAUGCCGGGUUGAUCCCUCCACUGGUGCAGCUCUUAAACUGCAAAGACCAGGAAGUGUUGCUUCAGACAGGACGUGCCUUGGGCAAUAUAUGCUAUGAUAGCCAUGAGGGCAGGAGUGCAGUUGACCAUGCAGGUGGUGCACAGAUUGUAGUAGACCAUUUAAGGUUACUGUGCAGUAAAACAGAUCCAGCCAAUGAGAAGCUCUUGACUGUCUUUUGUGGCAUGCUGAUGAACUAUAGCAAUGAGAAUGAUACCCUGCAAUCUCAGCUUAUCAAUAUGGGUGUUAUCCCCACGUUAGUGAAAUUGUUGGGCAUUCAUUGCCAAAAUGCAGCUCUGACUGAAAUGUGCCUUGUUGCAUUUGGCAAUUUAGCAGAACUUGAAUCAAGCAAAGAGCAGUUUGCCUACACAAACAUUGCUGAAGAGAUUGUAAAACUAUUCAAGAAACAAAUAGAACAUGACAAAAAAGAGAUGAUUUUUGAAGUUUUGGCUCCUCUGGCAGAAAAUGAUAUCAUUAAACUGCAGCUCGUUGAAGCGGGCCUGGUCGAGUGUCUACUUGAGAUUGUCCAGAAGACUGUAGACAGUGACAAAGAGGAUGACAUAGCUGAACUUAAAACAGCCUCUGAUCUUAUGGUUUUACUACUACUCGGAGAUGAAUCCAUGCAAAAGUUAUUUGAAGGAGGAAAAGGCAGCGUCUUCCAAAGGGUACUUUCAUGGAUUCCUUCCAAUAACCAUCAGCUACAGCUUGCAGGAGCACUGGCUAUUGCAAAUUUUGCAAGAAAUGAUGGAAACUGCAUCCAUAUGGUGGAUAAUGGAAUAGUUCAAAAGCUGAUGGAUCUACUAGACAGACAUGUGGAAGAUGGAAAUGUAACUGUGCAGCAUGCAGCACUGAGUGCACUCAGAAACUUGGCUAUUCCUGUUGUAAAUAAGGCUAAGAUGCUAUCAGCUGGCGUUGCAGAAGCAGUACUGAAAUUUCUCAGAUCGGAGAUGCCCCCUGUUCAAUUCAAGCUGCUGGGAACGUUAAGAAUGUUAAUAGAUGCACAAGCAGAAGCUGCUGAACAGCUGGGAAAGAAUGUGAAAUUGGUUGAACGUUUGGUGGAAUGGUGUGAAGCCAAGGAUCAUGCAGGUGUGAUGGGGGAGUCAAACAGACUGCUUUCUGCACUUAUCCGACAUAGCAAAUCAAAAGAUGUAAUUAGGACCAUUGUUCAGAGCGGUGGCAUCAAGCAUUUAGCUACCAUGGCAACUAGCGAACAUGUAAUAAUGCAAAAUGAAGCUCUUAUUGCUCUGGCACUAAUAGCGGCAUUAGAAUUAGUCACUGCUGAAAAGGAUCUCGAAAAUGCUAAACUAGUCCAGAUUCUACACAGACUGCUCUCGGAUGAGAGGAGUGCUCCAGAAAUCAAAUACAACUCCAUGGUGUUGAUCUGUGCUCUCAUGGGAUCUGAACCCCUUCAUAAGGAAGUGCAGAACCUGGCAUUUUUAGAAGUUGUAUCAAAACUCCGCAGCCAUGAGAAUAAAACUGUUGCCCAGCAGGCCUCACUAACAGAGCAGAGACUCGCAGUAGAAAGCUGAGGAAGGUCUCCCAUUUCCAGACAGCAUUCCAUCAUGGAUUUCACCUUUGUCUUCUGUCCUGCUGCCGCUCGUGCUAUGUUUUCCACUGUAUCACUUGUGCAUGCGUGUAAUGUUCCCACACAAAUUGAUGAACUGCUGUAGGUACCUGUCCAAUAAGAUUUCCAAAAUCCAUAGGUGAUGUUAACAUAAACCAGUCUCCACCCAUAAAUGUUCUACUUGUAUUCUUGUUGCUUGGGCCAUAGAGUAGAAUGUGCAUGUUGUAGUCCUAUAAUGAUGUAAAAGUGGUACUACAUGAUGACACUUUCCUCACACCCCUAACUGCAUAAUAACGUACUGCUAAAUUAGGGACAAAUACAGGAGGCAGCACGUCCAAGCUAGAGUAUUGAUUAUAGGAUUAGAUAGUAAACCUAGCUCCAUUUUUGGUGCUUUGGAAACACAGGUAUGAAUGGAAUGUAUUGCUGCUCGUUCACUGGUCUUGCCUAGUAAUGUCAAACUCAUGGUACCUAGAGGUAACAAAUAAAAAUUCCAGUGCUCUCACAAUUAACCCUCUGGCUUGUCAUUAAUUCUGUAUUUAAAUACAAAAAGGACCAUACCGUGCAUGAUGAGAAGCACGUUUUAGUGAUGGGCCUAACACUCAGGGAAUCGAGGUCUUCAGUUUAAAGAAGAAAUACAAAGGAUACCAUUUUAAACUGUUGAAACCCAUUUUUCUCCCCUCCUCAUUAGUGUGUACUCUGCAGGGGAUGUCGUGUGGCUUAGUAAAGGGAUUCUGGGCGUUGGCCCUAGCAUUUAUGCCAAUGUACAAUCCUUUUCUGCAUCCCACCAUCUCCCACAAUUCUGCUACACACCUCCUGUGUGCACUUUCAGAGGCAAUUCAAGGCUGCAGCACAGCCCAUGCUGGCCCUACCCCCUUUGCUCCAGCUUGCCGCCAGCUCUUCUGCCUCUGCAGCAGCUCUCCAUCACCAUUCUCUACUCCCAACCUUUCCAUUGCCCUUUCUCAUUUUCAGGAAGAAGCAAGUAGCUUCGGUUUCUCCUCCUCCUGGACUGGAUAUUCAGCAGCACUGUGGCGUCUCCCUGAUGAGCUCCUCGGCCCUCUUUUAGGGAUGGCAGAGCAGGGCGAAGCCCGAAUAGCGUUCCCUCUGCAAGAGGUUUUUAACAGGAUCCACAGAAGGCAAAAUUAUGCCCUACCUGUUCUCAACCAGCUGACCCUCAUGGGCAGGGCAUGGAGAUUUUAGUCAAACAGUCACAUUGGGACCUCUAGCCUCCAACAAGCUGUGAGCCCACCACAAGAAAGCCCGACCAGGAAACAGCCAAACUGGGAGAAGCUCUAAGGAUGAGGAGGAUCUCAGUCAGCAAUUCAGGACCAUAAGGAUAAGUCCCUAGCAGGGCACCUGGUCCUGGCCCAAAGCCCUGAAGUUGAUUGCAAGUGCUCUGGGGAAAGAAGCAGGGCCCAGGAUCAGUUUUGGUCCCCCCCACACACUCCCUUCCCACCCUUCCAUCUUGAGUCAGGAAACUCUGGCAGUGAGUCCCCAUCCUGGGAGGACUGAGAGCCUAUGGGAGAGGACUCCAAGGGAGAAAUUUUCAAAAGGCUCCAGGCCUUUCACAAGACCAGCCCCAAAAGGCCCAUCUUAUGGCAUAGCCGGGUAAGCCAGGCUUGCAAAACAUGCAAAAAAAUUUUUAAAAAAAGGCUAAGAAAAAGCCCCAAAGGUAUUAGUCCUCUGACUCAAGACACUUCCUCUUCUGCUGUGGAAGGAAAGCUAUCAGACUCUGAUUCUGAGAAGGACAUGGACAAAACAUAACAAAGGUUGGAUCACCCUGAGGUGCAAGAGAUGGAUGCUGUGGUUCCUUUCUCCAGGGCUCCAGAUUCUCUGUGCCAUUCUGGGUUGCAGAUGUGUACAUCAUCCCCUCAAGAUGGUGGUGGUGGUGGUGAGAACCUGUCUGGCAAACAUACGGAAAGACCCCUACAAACAUCUUCCUGGGCUGUUCACCAUCUCAGGGAGUCAAGGACCUGUCUUGGGACAUGUCUUGAAGUGUCUAGUUCCUGGGGAUAAUGCCAUGUGUGUCCCUGGGCCAUUGAGCUGGAUGCUCUG
Chelonoidis abingdonii (Abingdon island giant tortoise) is the source of this 4247-nucleotide messenger RNA. It is a transcript of the gene RAP1GDS1, whose product is annotated as Rap1 GTPase-GDP dissociation stimulator 1. NCBI's taxonomy places the organism in Eukaryota, Metazoa, Chordata, Testudines, Testudinidae. The record is from RefSeq and is a predicted model, not a curated record. Gene Ontology annotation, molecular function: guanyl-nucleotide exchange factor activity; protein binding. Gene Ontology annotation, biological process: positive regulation of GTPase activity.